Molecule: messenger RNA, 2441 nt
Organism: Petromyzon marinus (sea lamprey)
Lineage: Eukaryota; Metazoa; Chordata; Hyperoartia; Petromyzontiformes; Petromyzontidae
Product: E3 ubiquitin/ISG15 ligase TRIM25-like
Molecular function (GO): protein binding; zinc ion binding
Source: RefSeq, a predicted model, not a curated record
GGGAAAAACAAAUUAACCAUUACCAUCAGAAUGUUUGUUCAAGGUGCGGUUCCACUGUGUGCAAUGCAUACAGCCUGACCCUAGCUGGUUAAUCAGCCUGUGGGACAAACCAUUAUCGCUGUGUGCCUGGCUGCUGGGUUUUGUUUGUACAAUUAUUAUGUCACUUGAGACCAGUCAAAGCUAUGCAUAUAUGAUGAACUUAUUCCACACCAACUGUGCUAAUCGGAAGUGCAGGGGAAGGACAAAAUCUAAUCACAAAAAGCAAUUUUAGCUAACACAGUGCGUGACUGUAAUGCCACGUCUACAAGGUGAGCGCGGCCGCCGUGUGGAACAUUCCAGGGCGUGUCUCGACGUAUUUAUAACUUAACUGCAGGUAAAGUCAGUUCAUUUCCUUGUUCGUCUCCGCUGUGUGAGCAGCUGCUGCCGCUGCGAUAGCUCCUCCGUGAGCCGCGGCGAGCGACUGAGUCCGAGUGAAGCCAUGGGCCAUGGCGAACGCGUCUCCCAGUGAUUGUGUAGACAGUGAGCUGAGCUGCCCCAUCUGCCUGGGCACGUUUGAGUGCCCCUCCACUUUGAGCUGCGGACACUCGUUCUGCCUCCGGUGUCUGGACGGUGCCUGGGAGAGAGCGAGCAGCUUCAGCUGCCCGCAGUGCCGAGCGACGUUCCCUGAGCGGCCCCAGCUGAAGAGGAACGUGGCGCUCGCAAACCUGGUGGAGCAGCUCAGAGUUGGAGAGAGGAUGGCCGGAGUUGUCUUCUGUGACACCUGUGAUGACAGGAUGACUCGUGGAGUGAAGACCUGCCUCAGGUGUGAGAUGUCCUUGUGUGAGUUCCACCUGAAGCCUCACCUUAAAAACCCCAAGUUUAAGGACCACGUCCUAGUGGCUCCCAUUGUUAAUGUGGAGGAACGGAGAUGCAAGAAGCAUGAAGAUCCUUACCGGUUCUACUGCAAGCAGGACGGCGGCCUGGUGUGUACGGUCUGUUCCAUCACUUGUGCACACAAACGACAUGAUGUCAUCGCACUGGAAGAUGAGCACAAGACACGGAAGAGUGGAGUCGGAGCAGAGACGCGAGCGGUGGAGAAGAAGAGGAAGAAGGCGGAGACGUCCGUGGGACGGAUGAAGGCCGCUCGCAAGGCCAUGCAGGAUUCCAUGGUCCAGACCAAGGCUCGCAUCUCAGGCGAGUUCACUCGCAUGAGGGCGACGCUGAAUGAGGACGAGAGGGCGGCUCUGGACCGCGUGAACAUGAAGGGGAGCGAGCUGCUGUCAAUGAUCGAGGAGAACAUCGCUCAUUAUGAGCGCGAGAUCAGUGAGCUCCAGGAAGAAGCCACGCGCCUGCGCGCUCUGCAUGAGGAGAGGGACUCGCUCACGUUCCUGCAGGGUCAUAUGAAGAAGACAGAGAGGACUGAGCACCCCCCACCACCCGCUCCUCCGAGUGACUUGACUUUGGGUGACGUGAGCUGGCUGAGUGGAGUCAUUGAGAAGCUCAAGCUGUCUGCACCAUACGGACGCUCACCGACUGUGGACCCAAACUCGGCCCACAACAAACUCCAGAUUUCCUCGGACCUCAGGACGGUGACGCUGACCGCUGUCUCCCAGCGUCGCCCCGAUCACCCACACCGCUUUGAUCGCUAUGCACAAGCCCUGUGCUCAGAGAGCUUCUCGUCGGGUCAGCACUACUGGGAGGUGGACGUGGGGGGUGCGGCGCGGCGCUGUCAGGUUGGAGUCACGUACGGGACGAUCGCACGGAAAGGGCGUGGUAAAGAGUGCAGGCUGGGACAGAACGACUCAUCCUGGGUGUUAUAUAAAGAUAACAACAACAGCUGCUACGUGCGUCAUGGUGGUGUAGCUACCUCAGUGCCGGUGAGGGAUCCUCCCCGGAGAGUCGGGUGUCACCUGCACUGGGAGGCGGGGCUGCUGUCGUUUUACCGCGCCGACUCCAUGGAGCUGCUGCACUGCAUUCACCACGCGUUUAGUCAGCCUCUCUACCCCGCACUGAGUGUGUGGGGUGUUGUUGUUGGUGACUCAGUGAGGAUUCUGGAUCUGAGUCGUGCGUCCUGAGAGCACGGAGUGUGAGCAGCGCAGAGAAACGGGCACAACGCACAGACUCACGCACACAAAGACACAGAUCCCCCGUGCAGCCUAAACAGACUGUUGGGGCAAGGGCUGUUAGCAAACGCCUCAGAAGGCUGACACGGCACUCGAGGGGGUGGGUGGCCAACACCACGACUGACCCGCCUUUGUCUCCCCAGUGGUAACGUUUACACACCGCACCAGGAACUCAUUUGAGGCUGAGUCGACCUACGGGAGGCCCAUGACCCGUUCGCCAACACCAUUGCCGAUUAUCUGAUUCGGUCCUGGGUCUCCCCUAGGGUCGACUCAGCCUCAAAUGAGUUCCUGGUGUGGUGUGGAAACAUCGCCACUGGGGAGACAAAGGCGGGUCAGUCG